UUUCCAAUUUUGAGCUUUAGUAUAGGCCCAUAUUUAUGCCUUAUUAGGGAGAUUAAAGACUGAAAUCUUGCAAGAUUUAUGGUAAGGAAUUGACAUAAUUGUAAAAAUACCCAUGGUUGACCAAUUUGGGAUUUUCCUGUGAAAAUUAUGCACAUGUAAAUGCACGAUAACUGAUUUUGUCAGUCAUCUUAUAUCCUCUUCUAAACUGGGUCUGCAUUUAAAAGACUAUAUGGAAAUAUGAUGAUAAGUCUUGGUGUGUGUAGUAUUCCAGUAUGAGUCAGUUGUGUAUAGCUAGCUAGAAUGCAAACUUAAAUAGGGAGUACUCCUAGUAAAGCUAGGGUGAGUGUGUGUGUAUUGCUGUGCAAUGAAAAAUGGCAACCCCCAUUGAGCAUUAUUGCAAUGAGACUCACAGACAUGGGAAGUCUACUACAUUCAUAACCCCCAUACUACACACUCCUCACACACACACAUUCAAUGAGAGAGAUAGAAAGAGGGUGGCCUGGAUACAGGAAUAGCAUAGUGAUUGCUAAGCUCUGAAAGAAUGGAGAGCGAGAGAACUCCGUGGAUUGUAAUGCCCACUCUAAUGUAAUAUACCGCACCGUCGUCCGUAGCAAAGCAAAAGACUGGCGGAAAAUCCGGAGAGUGGAACUAUUUAUGGCCGAUCGGAUGAUCUCAGAGUGAAAGGAAUAUAAGUUUUGAUGCUUUUCCACAAGUAAUGAGAGCAAGAGGAAGUUUCUAUUCUGAGACAAGAUGAGACUAUAGAUACGCAUCAACAAGAUGUCAUCUCAAAUCCAUCCCAGAGUACCAAAGAAGACAAGAGACACCCGGGCAGACGGCAUCAUGGAAAGAACAAAUCGAAGUACAAGAGUGCCAUGAAAGUAAAGAUCACAGACAGGGUACGCCAAAUGAGAGAGGCCAAAGCCCAGAAAGACAAGCGGAACAAGCUCACGCCCGAAACCCUUGGUCCCUUGCAGGUUCAAGAACUCGUUCUGAAACAAGAAUUCAAGGACAUUGGAGAAAACCUUGGUGGGAACAUUGUGAAAGAACCGGUUCCAGAUGUGGUUUACAAGGACAAGUAUGACAUCAUAAAGGAGCGAAGGGCGCGUAUGUCAAAGGCCAUACAAGAUCAAUGUUCAGUUUCACCUAGCAAAGCUGCCAAAGAGAGUGUGACGACUAGCCCGAAGAAGCGCCAGAGGCACUCUUCUUCAGGGAGUCAGAAGUCGGACACCAAUGUAUCAGUACUGCGCAACUCGGACAGCGGAGAGGAGGGUGCCUUGAAGCAGCAGGCUCUAGAAGCCCUGCUGGAGAUUACCGGGAAAGAAUUUACGAGCAUGAACAGUUUUGGCACGGAGCAGCAUCAACAAAAUGUUUCCACAUCUAAGGAGCCCGUCAUAACCCCCCAUACCCCGCCAGCGGUAGCAAAGCAGGAUAAUGAAUUGUUGAAGAGCAAUCUUGCUGUAUCGCAUUUGAUGCAGUUUGCAAACAAUGCGCAGAUGGUUCAGGCUGAUCGUAUAAGGAUUCAUCAAAAGAAACAUAUAAAUCAAAGCAAAGAGGCUGACUUUGGACACUUUAAACUUGUGCCUCAUCGAAAGGAAAGAGGAGAUUCAGAGAGUCACCCGAGUCCGAAGGAAGGAAAGCAUAUGUGCGAUUAUUGUGGCCGCAGAUGCUCUAAACCUAGUGUUCUGAAGAAGCAUAUCCGGUCCCACACCGGGGAACGCCCCUAUCCCUGCACACCUUGUGGAAUCUCAUUCAAGACCAAAAGCAACCUCUAUAAACAUUGCAAAUCUCAUGCACAUGCAGCUAAAGCAGGCUCUUCAGGGGUGAGUCCAGAUUUGAAGCCAUUUGACUCUGAUCACGAGAGCGGGUCAGAAGAGACAGAUACAGACGAAGAGGGGAAGGAUAUUGGAAAAGAACAACACGAAAAUCUUGCGGAGAAUCGUGCGCAGAGUACCUCAUUAACAGCUGAUCAAGAGAAAAGCAUGAACAUGACAAGUGUUCAAGCCCUUAUGAAUGGAGGCCGGACCUCAGUACCAGAUAGCCAUCCUCCUUUUGUACCAUCAAGUAAGGCCCAGGCUUCCCCUAUUGCCAGUCAAACUGGGAAUAGAAUGUGGGAGACCAUAUCCAAUUCACCUCAUCUUGGAAACCGUAGCUCUCGGGACCUUCACAUGCUGUCGCAACUUUCAACAGACAUUUUGAAUGGCACAAGGGAAAGGCAACCAAAAGAUAGUUUGCAAGGGUCUUAUCUGAGGGACUAUGAAUCUAAUAUGUCAAGGCCUAAAAACCAGCUGAAUGAUGAAAAUCCAUCGUCCAGGCCUUCUGAAACUUCUACAAGUCAGGAAAGAUCAGAGGCACCAUCACCUAAAUCAGAGAGCAACUCAACAGAUCAAAUAAUGAUCCCACUGAAGAACUUCAACAUUGUAAGAUCAGGGGGUCAUUACCACUUUCAAAUCCCAGUGGAAGGAAUUCCGGGUUUGUCAGAAGAAGUAAUUAAAGAGCAGUCUAGGUUUGUGCAGGAAAGCAAGGAUUCAGAAAAAGAAAGAGGAGAAAAAUCACGACCAACACUAAACUCUCCCUCCACUCAAAUCAAGUUGCAGCAGCAUAUUCAAAAACUCAUCUCCCAAAAUGAGGCUAUAGUAGAUGAUUCUGAUUUGGAAUCUGUGAAACCAAGAAGACCUAGUUUUUCUUAUCGGGAAAGCAUGACAAGCACCCCACCCCAGCUACCUGCCAGCGGCGCAUUAGAUGUGCGUAAUGACUCAAAGACUGUAGCAGAGAGUAGUAUCACCAUGGAAACAAAGAGAAGGUCAGAGUUGGCUGAGCAAACUAAUUUAGACAGCAAGCAGGAAGUUAGAGGAAAUCAAGAUAGACAGCGGGAAGCACAGACCCUUAUGAGCAGCCAGUACAGCGCACAUCUGCACACGGGUCAGUCGAGGCACGGGCUCACUUACAAGGCAGCGGAAGCAGGCAUCAAUACAGGCCAUAAGCUGCCAACUUCCUCGCCAGUUACUCUUCAGCAGGCAGUGCCAGGGGAUGGUAAUAUAAUUAGGAAUAUACUGCUUGAGCACAAACGUACUCAGCAAGCGACACCUGCUAGCAUGCUAGGCCAGAGUUUGCCCAUGGAUCGUCAACAGUACUCACCCCUUUGGUCUCCAGCCCAGAUGCAUCUUGCACCAUGGAUGCUGAAAGAUGCUUUACCAGGUGGCAUGAGAUAUCCAAUGCCAAUCAUGUAUCCCCAUGCAGCCAUGAUGCAGCACUUACCUACUGAACAUUUACCUGCAACAUCUCAAAGUCACCAAUUUAUAAAGGAGAGUGGAAAAAGUAAACAUCAUCACACUGAAUCUGGAAAGUCUGCUCACAAACGUAAGAAGUGCAAAUCGGAGAGUGAUGCUUCUGGGUCUCAUGAAUCGCAUCACUCAAGGAAAAAGGCACGGAAGCACCAUGAGCAUCCAACCAUUAAAGAAGAAGUUACAAAAGGUUUGCCCCUUUUUAAUGCUGCACCCAGUCAUUCCAUGCUGCCAAUGUUUUCUCCACCAUUUCCUGGUCCGGAUGCGAACCAAGCUGCUUCCCAACUACCAUGGAUUCAUGCUUCUUUACCGAAGGGUACCUCAACCCCCCUUCGGUCUCCCUAUUCACCAAAACCUGCGGCAAAGUCUGUGGAAGCAAAUUUUCCUGGGGUAUCUGUCAUUCAACACACUCCCACAACCCCUCAUACACCUACCCAGUUCCCAUCAUUGCCAGGACAACAGAUGACUUCUUUUGUGCCAGAAAAGGGAGAUGGGAAGAGAGACUCGCCUGCUGGCCUCACACAGUGGGCAAAAGAAAUGAGGAGCUCAUAUCAAGCCCCUCCUGGAAAUAUGAGGAUUGACCUUCAACUUGCCAGCCCUUCUGUCCCUCAUUCACCUCAUCCUGAGGGUUUACUCAAGGUUGCUCCACCUCGUUCACCUCUCACACCCAAGACUUUGAGUCUCGCCAGCCCAAUGAUUCCCAGUGCACCUUCAUCAUUGCAGGACAAAAGUGACCUAGCAAAAGAAUUGCAGAAUGUGGAACAAAUGCCUGUAAAUGAAGCUCUUGCCAGGAAAAAGAAAAGCUUCACCUUGGCUCUCGACGACACCAGUGCCAGAGCUAGUCUUCAGAAACGCAGGAAUCUUCCAGCUAUUCCAGGAUUGAACAUGAGUCCUGGAAGAUCUGUUCCUACAAAGAGAACUCCUGGUGAACAAACUCAUGCCUUGGACUUGACAGCAAAAAUUCAGUCCAUGGGAUCACCCAUGUCAGCUAAAAUCCCAAGGGUUGAUAUUGCUGCCAGAUCACCUGCCUACACACCAACUGAAGGUGGUAAAAAAUUUCCAAAGUCACCUAUGAAAUUUGGAGCUGGAGCAGCCGCUAGGCAUAGGCUUAGUCUUGAUCUACAACAACCUUUAACAGCAGCAGUCAAAGGUGCUUCUACUCCUGAUGGAGUGAAACCAUCCCCAAAGAUUGAUCCAAGGGUGUUGCUUUCACCUGAAGCAUUGUCUAUUGCAGAAUCUGUUAUGAGGAUGUCCCAGUCACCACUAAAGGCUAAAACACCAAGUACACCAGUAGAUGCUGCCAGAGAACUGGGGCGGCUUGUUGCCCAUGCCUUCCAUAAUGCAGGUGGAAGCAUCAAGAGCGUUCUUACAACAUCAGAUGAAGGAAUGAUUGUUGGGCCUAUAGCUACACCUACUGCUGAAGGUAAACCACAGUCUAAAUAUUUCAUCAUGCCAUCUCCUUCUUCAUCGCAUGCUCCAAGUUUUCCGUCAAGCUCCUCACCAAGAUCAGAAAAGUCUCCUUUGACCCCAAGCGAUAACUUAAGUCCUCAAGGAAAAACACCCUCGGGAAAAAGAGAUGCUUCAUUUGAGCUUUUCAAAGAUGAGGUAUCCAAUGGACUAGAUAUCUGUGAGAAAACAGAUGAGAUAGUGCCAUCAGGCAGUUCCACCAACCUGACUGGCCAGGAGCCAUCAAAGCCAUCAUUACCUGACAUCCCUACCAAAGGAGAUAAUUCAAUUGCUGAUCAAGUUUUGAAAGUUCUCACUCCAGUUUUACAGCAAGGGAAGGCUGUUACUCCAAGUAUGCAACAAAGAAAAGCAUCUACUCCAGUUAUGCAGCAAGGCUCACGGAAAACACCCAAGAAACUUGGAAAGGACUUGGCUGAUUGGUUUAGCAGUGUCAAAGUAAAUAAGGCAGGGAGUGGACCUGCCCUGGCACCAACUUUCUUGUAUGCCAAUAUCUCAUCCAGAAUGAAAGGGGUUGCCCAGGUCACCGAUUGCACCUCAAGAUGUAGCCAACCUAUGUAUGUGAUGCAGGGAUCGAAUGUGAAAAUUUCCAUGUAUUCAAACUGGAGACCAGGUGGUAACACAAAGAAUCCUCUUGGAGUCUCUUGGAGAGAACAACUCGGGCUGUACAACUCAGGUAUGAACAAAGAAAACAUCAAAGAUGUUGUCUCCAGCAUUAGUCCAUCUGGUGGCGGUAUCCUGACUCACUCCUCGGCCUGGAAUAUGUCCCUAGAAAAGAUCAAGGCUGUCAGUGAGGAACUUCAAAAGCAAGCAAGUGGUAAACCCAUUCAGACUCCAACAGAAACUCCAGGGGAUGCAGAAACCCCAUCAUCUUCCCAUGAUAGUGAGGUCACCAUUGAGAAACAUGUAAAGGGGAAGGAGCCAAAGCGAAUACCCAUUUUUGAAGGAGGCUUCAAGUCCAAUGAAGAAUAUGUCUAUGUCAGAGGACGUGGCAGAGGGAAGUAUGUCUGCCAGGAGUGUGGAAUCAGAUGCAAGAAACCCAGUAUGCUGAAGAAACACAUCCGUACCCAUACUGAUGUGAGACCAUUUCAGUGUAGUGUAUGCAGUUUUGCAUUCAAAACAAAAGGCAAUCUCACAAAGCAUAUGAAAUCAAAAGCUCAUACAAAGAAAUGCUUGGAGAAUGGGAUUAAUCCUUCUGACUUGGAACAUGAGCAUGGCAUCGACUCAAGCGUGUAUGAGGAUGGCGAUGACCAUCAGUAUUCUGAUGCUGAUGAUAAUGAAGAUACAGACUCGGCAGAUGAGGAUUCUGAAGAGGAAGAGAUGGAUGAUGGAAUGAAUGAAGAGAUGGAGGUUGAUGAUCUACCCCAAGAACACCAAGAUGGCAGUGCUGAAGGUGAUGCAGUCUACCAUCCUGGCAAGCUCAAGAGAUCAUACAGUGAAAUUUUGAAGCCACAAGAUCUUGCAGAUGCUAAGGAUGACCUAAUGCAUGCCUCCAAGCUCACAAGGUCAGAGGUUGUUUGCAAGCUUUCCCAACAUCUCACCAAUAGACAGCGGGCCCAUGUCGGGCAAGACAGGGGUCACCCACCACUCACAAAAUCUCAGAGCCUAUCUCAGCUUCCAACUCUGAAGGCAGGUUUUGGUUACAAAAGUUCAUCCAGAAAAUCCCAGCCUCCUCCUGUACUGGACAAGUAUGGACAUAUUAUUGCUUUGGAAUCGUUUGCUCCAUCUACCAACCACUAUCGACUUGCCACUGGGAAUGCCUCAAUCACUGUCCGUUCCUCUUCAACAGAGAGUUGCUCAUCAAUGUGUGACCAUACUACUAAGGAUGGUUCUGUAGCAAAUGUUCCCGAUAGAGAUAUUAAACGGCCAGAUGAUGUUAUAGCCAGCAGAACUCUUGAAAGUGACAGAAGUGUCUGGAACAGAAUACCAGUUGAAUCCUCAAGUUUAGUUAGAGUAACAAAUAAUCAAGAUGAAGUUGUCACAACACUGUCAGCAAGAUCUUCAAGAAUGGAUGAAGAUCAUUUAGCUAUAACAGAUUCUGUUCCAGUUAAACCACAUGAGAACCUGAUUAGAAGGCAUGAACAAUCUGACUCAAGGAUGCGUUUUUACUCACCAAGCUCCAAGUUCGAGAUUAUGCCAGAAACCGCUCCUCCUGUCAUUGAGCCUGUAUCAGAUGAUGAGGGAGAAGGAAGCAGUAGUAAAAAUGGAAAACCAGUAUCCGAUUUUACCUCAAGCAUACCUUCAGCAAGCUCCUUCCAGAGGACAACAAUGGAAGCCUCUGGAAAUGCCAUCAAGCAGCUGCUCCUAGCGAAACCUCCUACCUGGUCUGCACCUGAUGAUAAGACUCCACUCCAGAGAUUUAUAUCCCCUUUCCUUCCUCCAUCUCCAUCAAUGAACAAUUCUGUACCAUCACCAACAACUCAUCUGAAGCCAUUUUCUCCUGGACCACUCCAUCGGUUAGUGUCCCCAAUGCUCCCUUCUAAGAUGUUUCAGUUACCUCCAACGAUCUUACCAAUGCACCUGCCAUCAAGUUCAGGCAUGACUAAAGUCAACUACCAUUCAGAAAAAGAGAAAGCUUCCUCCCCCAUUGCAAGUGAAGGAGAUCAUGCUGACUUGAUGUCUCCAACAUCAUCGGGUUCCUCUGAGAGUCAUCUGAAGGAUAAGCAGCCGUUUGAACACCAUGGAGAAGAGCAUAGAUUGAAAGCAGAGGACAGGCUAGCAAUGUCGCCCACAGGAAACUAUGGUCACCAUCGCUGUGCCCAGUGUGGAGAGGCAUUCAACAAGCCCAGCCAGCUGCGCAUACAUGCCAGAAUACACACCACAGAAGGAACUUUUACCUGUCAUGACUGUUCUCUCUCUUUUCCCUCGAAGUACAUCUUGUCUAAGCACGAACGCUCAGAGGAACACUUCUUGCGAGUGGAGGGUGUAGAGUUGGCUACUACAACAGGUUCAGAUUCCAAUCCCAGGCCAUUUAAGUGCAAAGAGUGUGCCAUUGCUUUCCGGAUCCCUGGACAUCUGGCCAAGCACCUUAGGUCCAAAGGACACCUGAUGACACUAGAACGGCAAGGGAAGCUCCCAGCCCACAAACAGGACCUUCUGCAUAAUCACCCAGAUGGAGAUGAUGGUUUGAUGUUAUCUCCAAGUGAGCCAAAGGCACCUGGCAGCCCGGCAUCCUCAGAAAAAACAGAUAGUGCCAGUGAAGCAGAAGAGGGAAAAUCAUGAGAUUUGCCCCCCUCUCAACUUACUCGUAAUACUGCUGGGAUAAAACUUACCUCUACUGCUUUUUUUCUGCUACAAGGACAUCUUUUAUUUCAUGUGGAAGUGUUGUGAAAAGCUAAAUCCUUUUACUUCUUUGUAGAAUUUACUGCUAUGGAGUGCCAUUUUGUGAGCGUCUCAAUUGAAUAUGUUGUGGAUAUCUUUGUCAUCAUUUGAAUUGGAAAGAACAUUUUUGGAAUACUUGAAUUGUGCUCCUCAUCAUCAUCAAGCCCUCAAUUUAUUUGCUAUGGACAUUGCAUGGAUUUGUGUUGUGUUACGAAGUUCAUUGGAUCGUCUGCAUAACAGUGGAAAAGUAUUUCAUUAUCAUCACAAGAACAUAUAACUAUUUCAAAAGAAUGUACGCAAAGUGGACUCAGAAAUCAUGAAAUUGCAAUGACAGUGGUCGCAGAUCAGGUUUGCAGAUUUUCGACCGUUUUAAGACAAGGAGAACAGCAUUACAAAGUCAGACAAAGUGCUUCAAGAUAACAAACCAGGGAAAUCAAAUUUUCUUACUUUAUUCAUGCAUACCUUGCUGUACCAAUUGAGGUAUUUUUAAAUGGAUCAACUAGUAUGAAUGUGGACACAAUUAGUUUGUUAUAUUCUGCUUUGAUUGUCAGGUCAGUGUUUCUUUGUGAAAAUGAUUUUCCUUGAAGAUUAGAAAUGUUGAAUUUUCUGACAUUCAGAAUGAUUUGGCAGUUGUGGUAUUUACUACAAUUAUACCAAUAAAUUUUUCAUUCUCAUUUAAAAUACAUUGAAGUUCUUUCCUGUGAUAUAAUUACUUUGACUGAAAACCGACAUUGCAAAGGAACACACUCUUUGAAUAUAUAUGUUUUUUUAUUUCUAUUGCCAAAUACUUUUUUCAGAUGGUUUGCCAGAAUAAGAAACUCUUUCUAUUGUUGUAGAAGGUGGUUGGUCUUAAUCUUACAUUCAUAGGUGUGUGCCAACAUUAAUUCUCAUCAUUCGGUUCGUGUAUAUUGACAAGGCUACCUUUCACAAUGCAUGCAGUGACAUUGACAAAAUAUUGUAUUGACCACAUCGUUGUCAUGUGCCAAAUUGUGAAUUUUUUUCUCUCUUUUCCUUUCUAUCCCACAAUUGGAUAUGUUGAUAGUAUUUCCUGACGUUCCAAGGUUCUAACAAAAUCCAUGCAGAAUACACUCUAUGCAGCUUGAUUUUAACUGGUGUUCAGUGUAGGUAGAGGCUAACCAAUAGUGUGAUAGCAAUAAUCAUUUGAUAUAUAAUACUGAAACAAUUUAAUAGAAAAGUGUAGUACUUUUUUUAAAUCCUUUUUUUCCAUGGCGUAGAAUAUUAGAAAAAAUACACAAUGCUGCUGUGUAAUCCACUACAACACUACUUAAAAUUCUGUGUAAAAAUAGAAAGCAUUACUACGUCAUUGCCAAGUAUUCAUGUAUAGAAAUAAUAAUGAAGUGGAUUAUAUGUGUGUUUACUCUAAAUUUGGUGUUAGUGUAUAUAUGUUAAAGAACCAGUGACUAACCUGCUAGGUUUCUUUCAUGGGCGGAUGUACAUUACGAUGUAUAUUCCACACUAUUAAUAUAACACGGGCAGAAGUACUUACUAGCAGACAUACAUUGAAUCAGAUAUAUCUUGUUUUAGUGAUGCAGGUAAAACUGGGUGUUAGGGAUGUUCUGCUUUAUACUACUUACGCCAACUCAAAUAUAUAUCGUGAUAUAUGACAUCUUAUUUGUUCAUUGAGACAACACAAAGCAAUGCUCAAACUUCCAGUAAGGUUGACAAUAUCUUCUCGCUAAUUGAAAAUUAUUUCCAGGUUUCAACAAUUUUUAGCCUGAUUCCUGAUAACCACAAUUCAAAAUGCCCUUCCACUCAUCAUUUUGUACCAUUUUCUUCGCUAUCAACUUAUAGAUAUCGGAAACGGGCUGAAAGUGGUAUGGAUUUAAGUAAAACCUGUUUAAUUUGAAAUCGGUAGAAUUAUCUGUCUGCGGACUGGCACUGCCAUGCACCAUAUUUCUGAGUGCUACAUAAAUGAAAUAAUAAUGGUGUAACAACAUAACGAUGUAUUAAAGGAAGGAUUCUUAUAUUAUUGAUGUUGUGUAGGGCUAACCAUUGCAGUUCUGUAAAAUUGAAUUAACCCACUCUACCCAUUUUAAAUUUCAAUUGUAAAGUCUAAUAUUAGUUCUCAGCAUUGAGACCUAUGAUAACACACUUAGAAAUUCAAAGGAAACUUGAGGUAAUGUACCAAGAAAAAAAAAUUCUCUGCAAAUUUGUCUUACUUAAGGUAAAGUAUUGUUUAUGAAAGUUGUCUUAAGAAUCCUCAUCCAGUUCACCAUUGAUGAUAUUAAGAAAAUGUCAUAUACCAUAGUCGAUAUUCAGGAUGGUGUUUGAUAGCUGUUUGUACGUUACAAGCAACUUUACAAAUGACUGGUGAUCCUGUCUCAGUAGCUAAAUGAACACCAGUGAAAAUUUAUAUUCAUUUACCACAAGAAAGGAUCACCAGUCGUUUGUUAUGUCGCUUGCGGACUGCUUUAUGAAGUAUCCGCUUGGUGUAAAAUGUAGCAUUAUGUUUGCAGACAAAUAUAUCGUUAUGGCUUUGACGUGGACAUUUUAGAUAUGAAGAGAACCUGACAGGGUAGUUUACUGUUACAAGUUUUUAUUAUGAUACAAAUUUGAAGAAAACAAGAUGAGACUUGCUAUAUGAUCUUAAAAAAUAUUUUUAUACAGUGUGUAGUUUUGCAUAGUCACUUAAAAUCUACAACAAAAAGUAACUAGCUCACAAAAAUUUGUUGCCUUAGACUGUGUUUAGAAAGAGAAAUAGAAAUAUAUAUAUAUAAAUAUACAUAGAUAUAUAUACAUAUAAACAUAUAUACAGAUAUGUAAAUGGAAAAAAGAAAUACUUUUGACCUACCGAAAUAGUGGAUUGGCCUAAGUAGGGUUGCAAAACAGUAUUGGGAACUUUAUUAGAUGUUGUUGUAUGUGAUCAGAUGUCAAAUUUAUAUGUCAGUCAGAUGAAGCUAUUUUUGCACAAAUUAGAAGGCUUUAUGGCAAAGAAUUAGAGAUUUGUAAAAGGUGUGUGGAUAUUACUGGUUUUUUGUAGUCAGAGAUUGUAUGGUUCUGGUGCUUAGCCCCUGUCACUGAAGUUGAUAAAAAACCCAAAUGUACAUUUUUGCAUUAUUGGCAAAUGUUUCUCCAACACCAGGCCAUGUGAUACAUUCUUGUGCAUGCGUAUUUGGCCAGUGCAACCUGAUCCGUAGCUUGGCUUUUUCCUUUUUUUCUGGAGAAUUAGAAUGAUUUCUAUACUCCUGGCUAUCUGGUAUUAAUAGCAGACAGACGGCCACCAAUAUUUAAGCAACAAGGGCAUAUUCAUGGUACGCACAAAAGAUAGGGGCUAGGCACCACCUCCUCAGCAAAGUAUUGUCAGUCUAUGCAGCAGUGAGAACAGACCAAGAAUUAACACUGUUUUUGUGUUUGUUAGGGUGGAUAUAUCGGUGAAUGUUUUGCAAAAGGGUAUGAUUUGCAGUCACUUACUAGGUAAAUUUGUGUAAUGUAAGAGGCAACCAUCCUCACUAAUGAUAGAUUUUUUUUUGUGGCAGCUGUUAUUGCUUUUUCUUGGUGUUUUGCAAAGAAAACUUUGGUAGAAAUCAUAAAAACUUUACAGAAAUUUAAUGUUUGAUUUUACAUGUAGGUACGCAUGUACAGGUAAACCUUCCAACUCGCACAUAUUUCUCUCUUUGUCUGUGUGUCUCUCUCUCUCCCUUUCCCUAUAUCUUUGUAUAUUAUCCAGCCCUGUUUCCCUUCCCCUUCUCUCACGUGAAUGUCGUAGCUUGCGGUGAUCAUCUUCCUAUACGAAACCUCUUGUUUGCCCUAAUCUCACCUCAAAUCUGUGAGACAGUGAUGAAAAUUAGUGAUUGCGGGAUGUCAUUUUCGAGCUGCAAAGGCAAGGAAUUCAAGCUUUGUUUUGGGGGGAGUUUGAUUGGGUUUCCUCCUUCAUUUUUGCUGAGAGUGGAAAAAUUAUUGUUUGGUUAAAGAAGGAACAGAGCAGCAUCAUUAAUUGGUGGGAUAUUUUUAUUGAGAAAUAGUUGAAUGUGUGUGGCAUUCUUUGUUUUUCACUGCAAGACCUGUUCCGAUCGUGGAUUUCUGUUCUCUCUUCAUCUUUUUAUUUUGAAUGGAUUUUUCAUUCCCUACUCCCUUGUACUGCAUUCAUCAGUUUACUCAACCUCUCUCUAACACCAAAUAAAAUCACAAAAUGAUCGGGGAAAAAGCUGUAUGUAAAAAAAAAAAAAAAAAUACAAAAAAAAAUCUGACAUUCCUUUCUGCCAAGAAAAAAAAUAAUCCAAACUAUCAUUUGAUUUUCCUUCUUGGAUGAGAAAGAUGCCAAUUUGUUGUGAGGUCUUGAAAUAGAAUGACAAUUUUCACUGCAAAGCAAAUUUCUUUUUCUUCUACUUGGGGGAAACUGUAAUUGCCUCAUUCUCCAGAGGGGCAAAGAAAAUUGGUCUGUAAGCGAAGGGAGGAAAUAGCGUGGGCAGGCAAAGGAACUGUAACAUCUAUUUUGAGGCUGAUAAAAAGGGUAGAUGUUGUUGGAGAAUGUUGCUUUGGAUAUCCAUGUUCAUUUUUCAUACCUUGCAGAAAUAUUCUAAGAUCAUAUACUUGUUACGUGGUUAACAUGCAACAUGGUUUCACAAAAAGUGUUGUGUGGUCAUAUUUUUUUAUUUGGGUUUAUUUCUUGCAAUAAAUGGGUGAUUUUUUAUCUGAUAUUUGACUUUAACAGUGAUAUGUUUUGUCAUGAAUCAGUAUGAUGUCUGCCCCUAACAAGCAAUCUGCUCUCUGAAGCAAUGCACCAAUUGCUAUUUUCUCCAACUUAUUUGCCUUGAAUUUUAAAUAAAUAAUAAUAAUGAAGAAAUUGAAAAUUAAAUUAUGAAAAUAAUGAAUCCAGAAUCUGCAUUAUGGCUAAAAACCAAUCACUAAAAAUCAGUUAAGUCUUUCAAUUUUAUAUUCUCUUCUAUCUCACUUCUCUGUAUCUUUAUCCCUCUCUCUCUCUCUCUCUCUCUAGUAAAGUGAAAGUUUCUCUUGCAUUGAUUCUACUCGAGCAGAAACCAUGGAUCCUUAUCUACUCCUUCAAUAGAGAAACCUGCAUGUUUGUGACUUGUCCAUUUCUAUAUUUACAUGAAUAGUUUGUUAUGCAGGAUGUCUUGGGGCUCCUAUCUCUCAAUUUCUUCUUCAAUAUUUCGUUUGCCAACUAGAUCCAGGGUCAUACGAUGCGUUAUCAGUCUAGAAUCUCUGGUGAAAUCUUAAGGUCCAGGUUUAGUGCAUAGGAGAGGUAUCCCCUAACCAGCUUGUUGGCAGUGAUCAGUGCCUGAUUCUGUUAUGUCUAAUCAUUCAAAAUUGUUUGAUAUUCAAUAAUGUAACAGGUCUUUAAUUCCUGCCAUUUCAGUCUAUAUUCUCCAAGAACUAGCGAAGAUAUUUUUGAUGUGCUGUUAAUCCAAUUUUGUUAUGAAUCUCCCUAUUUUGUCCCUCUUUCCCUUUUCCUAUUAUGCAAGUUGGAAGAACACUUUGCUUACUUGUGAUGCAGUGUUGGUAUUUAUAUCAUUAAACUCUUUAUAUGGAGAUGAUUGUUUGAAUCUAUGAAAGUGAUAUGGAUCCUUAUCAAGUGAUUGGCUGAAAUCUAUCACAUGACCAGUCAUUUAUUUUUAUCUAACAUGCAAAGGGGGUUAUAACUGGUACUAAUGACUGCAUAUAGUUCUAUUGACUGGCCAUUGUUUUUAGGUGGGGAUGGUUAAUCAAAUUCUGUGGAUCCACAUCACUAUAGCAUACAUAUCAUUUUGCUUGGGAUUCAGAAUGAUCAAUAAUUCAGAAUCAUUAAAUAAUCACCCACACAUGUAAAUUUUGAAAAUGUUUGAAUCAUGCCUCAGAAAUGUAAUAACUAUUCUUAAGAUAACUGGUGCGUAUAAUUUGUACUAAUGCCCCAAAUGAUGGAUGGUAUUAGUAUAUUAUUGCCUUUUCUGAUGUUGACAAUAGUAACAAUCUGACAAUGCUUCAUAUGUUAUCCUUAUAUUCACAUCUGCCUUAAUCAAAACAACAACAAAACAUCUGGAGAGCACAAAAAGAGGAAAAUAUAUAUAUAUAAAAAAUAUAUUGCAAAAAUGUAUUUAAAAUACAUGUUUGCAUGUAUAUGAGCAUACCAACUAAAGGUUUGAUAUUGCAAAUGGAUACCAACAAAUUUUAUUGUCAUUCUUGGAUAUAGAACUAUAAUCUUGAUUUAUAAUGAUUAUGAUAUAGAAUCGUUUCAAAAAUAUUUUGGUAACCUAUCAAUUUGUAGAAAAGUUUAAUCUGCUUUAACAAUGGUAUUAGUGAGAGUGAAUGGUUGGAUUAAUUGGUUGAAAAUAUGUUCUAAUGCUAGCAAUCAAUUUGGUGACAAAAUUAAUAACUUGUCGUAAUCAAUUUUUUCAAAAGGUUUUUUUUUUUAAUAUGUUUUGUUAUUGGAAAGUUCUAGGUAUGUUUUUAAUAUUUGUUUACUGAAGACAAAUACUUCUAUGAAAGGCCACGUGCACUUGGAUUUUAACAGUUCAUACAGCUUAUGAUAUCACCUAUUGUGAAUCACAAGGUUAUGUAAUAUAUAAUUGAAAUUAGUCGCUUUCGUAAGAUAUUUGAUAAUUUUAGGCUCUCAAAUUUGAAUAUCAGUUUUGUUAAAUAUUCAUGAAUAUAUUGAAUUUUUAUUUCUAACAUUUAGAAAAAUCAUUUUGUUUGUCAGAUAAUUUCUAUUUUUAUUUCUUGCUGUUGUAUACAUAGUUGUUUUGCAAAUUGUUUUGAUUACUAGGAGGCAAACGUGGUUUUGAAAUGGAUGUAAAAAUCUAUAUUGUGUUUAAAAGUGUACAGUUGUAUACCAUAGAAACGACAUUGAGCCUGUGCUGUUGAAAGCAACUCAACUUACUCUUGAAAAUGUACUAUGAAUGUGAUUGAUUUGAUAUGUGAAUGAUAUUUGAAAUGAUUUCCUUGUAUUGCAGGAAUGAUAAUGAAAAUACAUAUGCGUGAAAGUAUGACAAAGAAAUAGGCAGGUAUUUGAUACUUUUCAUAUUCUAAGAAUGAGUUCUGUGCUAUUUUUUACAUGGCAUUAUGCGCACAAGGUGAAAAGGUGGAGUUUCAAAUGUACAGGUUAUGAAAGUUGAUUUUUUUUUUAAUGAAGGAAACAUUUCAGUUUCUCAUCCAUCAAAUUUUGAUCAAUGUCUUAUUCUUGGCUUUUUAUAUUCCAUCUGGGAAGUUAACAAUAUUUAACUGUUUUUUCCCCCUUAAAGAUUGACAUCUUUUGUAUAAAACUUGCUUGAAGGAAAUAUUUUUCACUCAUGAAAUGGGUAUUUUCAAGUUGAAGUUAUCAUUUCUUAUUUUAGUUGUUUCAUAAACUUUGUCAGUUUUAACACUAAGAUAUCAUGAAGGACUGUCCAAAAUGGAACCUGUAUAUGACCCCUGUUCAGUCCUAUUUGGAACAAAGGGUAUUUGACAAUUUUUUUUUCUCUUCACUCAAUUUUGUUUUUACUCAUAUCUGAAUCAAAAUAAGAUUUGAAAAUCAAUCAUGAAGUUUGAUGAUAAUUUAACUCCAACUUUGUUUUUUGUGUUUUUGUUCAUCUUUCAUAUGCUUUUUAUUUGUGUAUUUGCUCCAUAUUUCCUUGGUUUUAAUUGUCUGAAGAAAUUCAAGAAUUUUAUUCACAUAGAUACAAAUUCAGAUAUUUUAACAAAUCUGGUUUUAUUUAUUUUGAACCAAAACAAAAAGUCAAAAUUAAAACUAUAAUACUCAUUAGAUAUACUUUUGACUUGGUUGAUUUCCUCCAAAAUAUUUCCUCAAUUGGAUUUAACUUCCACCUUACUUGUGGAAAUAUAUUGUUAGAUAUUUGGUGCAAAGGUAUAUAGUUAUUUAAGCAUUUUCUUGUUUUAUUUUGUCAAAAAAAUUUGUUUAAGAGUGAUCCUACUAGUCUAAUUUUGAGCAGCAAAAAGUAGAAAUUUAAAUAAAUUUAAUGUUGAUUUCAAUAAUCAUUCAUUACUGGACCUGAAUUAAUUAUUAUUCUUAGACAAAAAAUCAAAAUCAUCAGUCAAGGAAUUUUAUUAUUGACAUUAGUAAAAGAUUUGAAAAAUGCAUUGAAAAAAGAGAUAUUGUGAAUUAAAUGCCAGAUCUGUCAGUUUUAUAUCAGAUUAAAACUAAAUAUUUCUGGCAUAUCUUCUUUAUAAACAUAUUUUUUUUUCAAAAUCAUUCCAUUAUAUAUUAGAAUGUAAAUUUGUGUUUCAUUUUGUUAGCCAGAAUGUGUUCUUUCUAUUUAACGUAUUGGCCAUGUACUAUAUAUCAUUAUAUUUGUAAGACUAUUAAGCAUUUUUUACAUUGCCAAUGAGCUCAUUUUAUGGUAGGCUUCAUUCCAGUCUGAAAUAUUUAUUUCUUUGUGUCACUUUUUCAUAAUGUACAUGUGCAUAUGACUAUUCAAAAAGUGCAUGGGAGUGGUUGUUUGACUUUGGAUAAAUGUAAUGUUAUGUCAGAUUUGUUUUUCUUAACUGAUUUAACUCAUUUUGUCAUUAAUAUUAUUUCAUAUUUUACUGUUUCUUUUCUCAAAUUUGGGUUUCCAGUACUUUCUAAAAGUGUUUUUGAUCAUUGAUGUUUUUGUAGGUAAUAGAAACUAUGCCAAUAUAAGAUGCGCAAGGUAAAUUAGAAAUUGUGCUUUGAAAAUGCUGAACCAAAGACUAUAGCAUUAUGACCGCUUUGGUAACGCUAAAGUACAAUUUCAUAAUCAAAUAAAGAUGAAUGUAUACUCCAAUGUAUAGCUGUUUUAUAAAUGUUUGUAUGUAGAUCUUUUAAAAUUACAUUAUGUUAUUGUAAAUGUACAUAUUCUAUAUGCCCAGACUAUUGACUUUCAUUACAUUAAAUACUUUUUUGUGUAUAA
Lytechinus variegatus (green sea urchin) is the source of this 16885-nucleotide messenger RNA. RefSeq names its product transcription factor HIVEP3-like. The record is from RefSeq and is a predicted model, not a curated record. Bases 873 to 7967 code for a protein of 2364 amino acids. Gene Ontology annotation, molecular function: DNA-binding transcription factor activity, RNA polymerase II-specific; RNA polymerase II cis-regulatory region sequence-specific DNA binding. Gene Ontology annotation, biological process: regulation of transcription by RNA polymerase II. The transcript has 3 exons. Gene Ontology annotation, cellular component: nucleus. NCBI's taxonomy places the organism in Eukaryota, Metazoa, Echinodermata, Echinoidea, Temnopleuroida, Toxopneustidae.